CCCCGAGGCUCGCAGCCCCGCCUCUGGACCCAUGCAGAGGGUCCCAGGAUCCCCGGAAUCCCAGGCGGAGGUCCGGAGCGCCACGCCAAAGGUUUCGGCGCCCGAAAGGCCAGCGCGGACCGCGUCGCCUCCGCAGGAGACCUCGGAUGACUCGCGGCCCGCGUCCCCGUCGCCCUCCUGGCUCUCCGAGCGGCCGCCGACCGCGAGCGCCGCUGGGGACGGGUUGCUGCUGCGCCAGGCCGCGUGGGGCAGGAUGGCGUCCCGCACGUUGCUGGAGGCCGGCCUGGCUCGGGUGCUCUUCUACCCGACGCUGCUGUACACGCUGUUCCGCGGGAAGGUGCGGGGCCCGGCACACCGCGACUGGUACAACCGCAUCGACCGCACGGUGCUGCUGGGCGCGCUGCCGCUGCGGAGCAUGACGCACGAGCUGGUAGAGGACGAGAACGUGCGCGGGGUGAUCACCAUGAACGAGGAGUAUGAAACCAGAUUCCUGUGCAACUCCGCCAAGGAGUGGAGGAAAGUGGGAGUUGAGCAGCUGCGACUCAGCACGAUAGACAUGACUGGAAUCCCAACCUUGGCUAACCUCCAGAAAGGAGUUCAGUUUGCUCUCAAGUACCAGUCGCUGGGCCAGAGUGUCUACGUGCAUUGUAAGGCCGGGCGCUCCAGAAGUGCCACGAUGGUGGCAGCGUAUCUGAUUCAGGUGAACAACUGGAGCCCGGAGGAAGCAGUAGGGGCCAUCACCAAGAUCCGGUCACACAUCCACAUCAGACCCGGCCAGCUGGAAGUCCUUAAAGAGUUCCACAAGGAGAUCACAGCGAGGGCAGCAAAGGAUAAGAUGCUUCCUACAUCAGACAUGAAGUAUGUGGGCUAGAAAGAGCUCAAGAAAACCCUGCUGGCAAUAGGAUGAAAAAGUUUAAUGGGACCCAUGGGGCUUAAGCCUGGGCGGCGUAAUAGAAGUGUGCUGAAUGAUGGGUAAUUUUGC
Artibeus jamaicensis (Jamaican fruit-eating bat) is the source of this 982-nucleotide messenger RNA. It is a transcript of the gene PTPMT1, whose product is annotated as protein tyrosine phosphatase mitochondrial 1. Bases 32 to 871 code for a protein of 279 amino acids. The record is from RefSeq and is a predicted model, not a curated record. Gene Ontology annotation, molecular function: protein tyrosine/serine/threonine phosphatase activity; phosphatidylinositol-4,5-bisphosphate 5-phosphatase activity; phosphatidylglycerophosphatase activity. The transcript is spliced from 4 exons. Gene Ontology annotation, biological process: protein dephosphorylation. NCBI's taxonomy places the organism in Eukaryota, Metazoa, Chordata, Mammalia, Chiroptera, Phyllostomidae.